This is a messenger RNA of Paecilomyces variotii, 2826 nucleotides long. RefSeq names its product cation transport protein-domain-containing protein. Gene Ontology annotation, biological process: intracellular potassium ion homeostasis; potassium ion import across plasma membrane. Gene Ontology annotation, cellular component: plasma membrane. Lineage: Eukaryota; Fungi; Ascomycota; Eurotiomycetes; Eurotiales; Thermoascaceae. The record is from RefSeq and is a predicted model, not a curated record. The transcript is spliced from 2 exons. Bases 170 to 2614 code for a protein of 814 amino acids. Gene Ontology annotation, molecular function: high-affinity potassium ion transmembrane transporter activity.
UGCUCUUGCGACCAGAGUACCUCCAACACACAAUCUCCAUAUCCGUCCCUGAUCGUCGUUUUCGUCCGAUAAAGCGUCACCUAUAUAAAAAUCCCACAGACAGUGUCAGCGCUCUCUCGAACUGAGCGCGGGGUCUUCCCCAGCGCCUCUGGUGUCAAGAACAAGCAGGAUGUUCUCUGCCGUCCUGCCAAAAUUUAAUUCCAUGAAGGAGAAGGUGCCCUUCUUGAAACAGAUACGCCUCAACUUUAUUACCAUCCACUAUGUCUAUAUUAUUCUAUGGGCGAUCAUCGGAUCGGUCAUUGUCUAUGGUGGAGGAGGACUUGCCUACAUCGAUGCACUUUUCCUCGCAUCGGGCGCCGCGACCCAGAGCGGCUUGAACACUGUCGAUAUCAACAAGCUCAACACCUUCCAGCAGAUUACUUUCUACUGGAUGUCCAUGUUCACGACCCCGAUUUUUAUCCACUCCUUCGUCGUAUUUAUUCGACUUUACUGGUUCGAAAAGCGCUUUCAGCAUGUCGUACAGGACGCUCGAGCUAUGCGUCGUACCAAGUCAAGGUCGAGAACAAUGACGACGGACAAGGAUCGAGACGGUGACGAGGCGGAAAGAGGUGUCCGUGGCCGCCCAAUUAUUGUCCUGCGUAACCGUUCAAGUGAAGGCGGCCGAAGUAUAGAAAAUGAGCAUGUCAUAAAGCCGGAUCGCGAGUCGCCUUCGGAGUCCUCUGAGUCGCCUCACGGUACACGGCAGCGCGACGAAGACGCCGGAAAUGAGAAGGAUACGGACAGUGGAGAGGACAAUCCCCGUAGUCAAUCAGGGACCCGAUCCCGCUCUCGCCGCGUCAGUAGUCUGCGUGUCCCAACCCAGCUCAGUCCGGAACACCAUAUCGCGUUUCUAGAGAAUCAACGAAGGGACAAGGGAGCCCUGCGUAUUCCGAGUCCCCGUGAAUACGAUCGUGGUGGCGUGCCGCAGGCUCUCGAAGAUGACCCCGCUGAUCUUACCAGAAUCGACACUCGUCGAUCUGGGCGGAGUUCCAAAGAAGAGGACCGCGAAAAUACUCACGGCCCAUCGCACAUCAGCCCGCAUAUUACUAUCAACGAGCCCGACUUCCUGCGCCAACGGAGCCGAACUACAACGUUCCCGCGUCUCGAAACGCGCCGUACUAUGCGUGACGAGGAGGGUGACGAUAUGGAGCUCGAACAAUCUCGGACAAGGAGAGGCCGAUUCAACAGUCUGAUGCGAUCCUUUACGCAGGAGCGAGAAAGAGAUACAAUCCCUUAUCUAAGUUGGAAUGCAACAAUUGGCCGCAACUCCAACUUUGUCGCUCUAACUGAAGAACAGCGGAAUGAACUCGGAGGUAUAGAAUAUCGGGCACUGAAAACUCUGGCAGUUAUCUUGAUAUCAUUCUACGUCUUCUUCCACGUUCUUGGCAUAAUAUUCCUGGUUCCUUGGAUCAUGAAUACCAAGACAUACGGAGACGUCGUGACAGGCGAUGGCCAGGGACGUCCCUGGUGGGGUAUUUUCACAGCUGCCUCCGCUUUCAACGAUGUGGGAUACACACUGACCCCGGAUUCGAUGAAUUCUUUUGCUCGUGCGAUAUAUCCUCUCCUGAUAAUGUCGUUCUUGAUCGUCAUUGGAAACACCGGCUUCCCAUGCAUGUUGCGACUUGUUAUAUGGCUCAUGACGAAAAUUGUGUCCAAGGGAAGUCCCAUAUGGGAAGAGCUCGUGUUCCUUCUGGAUCAUCCGCGCCGUUGCUUUACACUUCUAUUUCCUAGAAAUGCCACCUGGUGGCUGUUUGCUAUCCUGGUGAUACUCAAUGCGCUGGAUGUGAUCUUCUUCAUCGUUCUGGAUCUUGACGACCCCUCUGUCACAUCCAUCCCAGGCGGUAUCCGAUUUCUUGACGGCCUCUUUCAAGCUGUCUCGACGAGAACGGCAGGAUUUGGUGUCAUCAGUUUGUCUGAUCUCCACCCGGCUAUCCAGGUCUCCUACCUGAUCAUGAUGUAUAUCUCCGUCUUCCCCAUCGCCAUUUCCAUGAGACGAACAAACGUCUACGAAGAGAGGAGUCUCGGAAUCUAUUCAGCGGUCGAUGAAGAGGAUGACGAGGACGAUAAUACUAAAGAACCAAGCUACAUUGGUGCUCACUUGCGGAGACAGCUGAGUUUCGACCUCUGGUAUGUGUUCUUGGGAAUGUUCAUAAUCGCGAUUGUGGAAGGAGACCGUCUGCAGAAUACCAACGAGUACGCAUUCACCCUUUUCUCGGUCCUGUUCGAGAUCAUCUCUGCCUAUGGCACGGUUGGAUUGUCUCUCGGAUAUCCAAACGUCAAUGCGUCUUUCUCCAGCCAGUUCAGAGUGAUUUCAAAGCUGGUCAUUAUUGCGAUGCAGAUCCGUGGACGGCACCGAGGAUUGCCGUAUGCUCUUGACCGUGCUAUUCUGCUGCCCUCCGAAUCUCUCCACAAGAAGGAUGCUACAGAAGCGGAGAAGCGACUACGUCGGCGUCCUUCUAAUGUUAGUCGCAUGUCUGGCGUCCCCAUGCGAAACAGUACUGCCGUGUCCACGUCUAGAGACAUAGAUAGUCAGUCACUUCAGCAGCGUAAUGUGGGGGAGCAACCGACCACCUGAGCUGUCACUCUUCACGGUGUUUCUAUAUAUAUACAAUUUCUACACUGAUAGACGGAUUGGCGUUGACUCGAGUAUUACUCUUGGCGUUGCAUACCAGGUGGUUCCUGGAAAGUUCAUAUACACUAUGCAUCUUGUUGAUAAGCAAGCGAUUUUACGAUUAUAAUCGUGUUACAAUGUUUUGAUCUUGUUUCUAUAUUUUCGUCUUUUGGUGG